AUGAGUGAUUCUAAGCAGCAGCUACUGUUCUUCGUCACACUUCCAGAUUUACAAAAGCUCUGUGCUGUCAGAUUCAUACUGAGUAAUGGUGUAACAGAUACUGAGAUGAGGAGUACACAAAUGAAGAUGUGCAGGCAGUUGCUGUUUUUGCAUCAGGAGAUUCUUACAUCACCUGUGCCAGGACUGUUAAACCAAAUUUGGGUGGUGAUGGCGAUAUCAUUUUAUAAAGCUGGAAAACUUAAUGCUUAUACUGAAAAAUAUGGAGCUAAGGUAGAGGCUCCACAAAGAGUAAUUCCUGUAAUUCUUCAAAACUGCCUUUCGUAUUCAUUGACUGCCAGACUUGCUCCAGCCUGGAAUAGAGCUGGACAUCUCUUGGUACAAGGAAGAGAUUUUCUUUCUCAGAUAGGAAAGCAAAGUGCUGUUGUGUUAGACAUCAAUGUAACAGAAACUCAAGUUUGUCUAAGUAUAGAAGCUUAUACAGUUAGACUGCCACCACCUGAGCUAGAAGAGUUUAAUAUUUCUCAGAGUAUUAUAAAAGACUUUCUUACUAACAAGAAUGCUGUCAUUGCAAGUCAUUCCAUCUUAAGCAGCUGGUGCUACAUUUUGCCAAGUAUGAAAAUGGGACAAAUAACAAAUAUUGUUCAUACCAUCCCCAUUGACUGUCCUUUGCACUCAUAUGAAGAUUUACGGAUGCACUGGGAUAACCUGUAUGGCUACAAACUUCCAGAAGAUUGUGGAAAUGUUAAGACAUACUGCAGCAUCUACUUCAAGAUGAUUGGAGAAAAGACUUUUACAUACCCUCUCAGUUGCAUCAGAAGCCAGCCCAUACAGUUCUUUCCAAGGGUAGACCUGGAAACUGUGUUGAAAAGUUUUCUUUCAGAUUUGAAAUCUAAACUGCCUCAUAUAUGUGGGUUUCCCAUAAAGAUGACCAAUAAACCAUGCUACUACACACAGGAACUAGUUAAACCUCAUUUACAGGAAAACAAAGUCAAGCCACCCAAUUUGACCACUAAAAGACUGUUCAGGACUUGUAUGACUCAAGCCACUUCCAGAACACCUGCCCUGGCUCCAAGUCUUCCACCAUGUUCGGUAGCAGUGGGCCACAAGGGGGCACUUUUGAGCAGUCAGCCAAAGCCAGGCAUUUUCCCAGCUUCACAUUCUCAGCCAGAGGCUGUUUCUGGGAGAAGGAUACCUGGGUCUAACCAGGUACCACAAGAACAUUUGGAAAUGUCAAAGCCCAGCAGAGAAAAUGCUCAAGCUAAUCACACCAAUCUCAGUUCCCCAAGUAAAAUCACCCCUAAAUUUGUGCCAAUUUUCAAAACCAAAUUGUUACAGACAAACAAAAACAAUUCAGCAUUUGGCAAACUGAAAGCAAAGCACACUGUUACAGAAUAUAAAUCAUUUUCAAUUAAAACUACCAUGAUCCAGGACAAUAAACUAAAUUUAGGUCCAGCUAUUAAAAAAGGAUCUAAUAGUAACAUUCAGAUGCAUGCAAGAAAUGUAAAUCAGAAGAGUUCCACACCUCAAGAGAAAGACACCAAGUCCCUAAAGAUGACCAAGUAUUCUUUUUCUAAUGGAAAAUCAAGUGUUCAUUUAAAUCAAAGUAAGCAGCCACCUAGUCAUGCAGCAUUUCAAAUAUCAAGUAAUUUAGGGGUGGUAAAAAGUGCUAUUAACUUCCCACUGAACGGAAAAGAAAAUGUAACAAGCAAACACACAGCACACAUCUUAGGGAAGGGCCAUGAGUCACUGAAGAUAAACAGACAACCACAUAUUUUUGAAUCAGACACAGAAACAGAUGAUUCACAGCUGCUACAUCAACAGUCAGCACAUCAACCUGAGGAUGUUGAUAGCAGACCAGUCCACAGGUCUAAAAGGAAAUUAUGUUUGCAAUCUUCAAAACCAUCCAAGAAGCAUCACUCUAAUGCUACCCAAUAUGGGCAGUCAAGUUCUUCUAGGAAACAGAUGCAUGAGUUGGAUAAAUCAAAACCUAAGAAAUCUCUCAUCAUUCCUAAAGCUUAG
Lepus europaeus (European hare) is the source of this 2019-nucleotide messenger RNA. RefSeq names its product chromosome 9 C18orf63 homolog (gene C9H18orf63). NCBI's taxonomy places the organism in Eukaryota, Metazoa, Chordata, Mammalia, Lagomorpha, Leporidae. The transcript is spliced from 12 exons. Bases 1 to 2019 code for a protein of 672 amino acids. The record is from RefSeq and is a predicted model, not a curated record.